Messenger RNA from Schistosoma guineensis, 858 nucleotides. The record is from the annotation of a GenBank genome assembly. Lineage: Eukaryota; Metazoa; Platyhelminthes; Trematoda; Strigeidida; Schistosomatidae.
AUGAGUUCAAUUUGUUAUUAUAAAGUGUUAGGUUUAACUAAAACAGCUACAGAUGAAGAAGUACGCCGUGCAUAUCGUCGUUUAGCACUUAAAUGGCAUCCAGAUAAAAAUCCAACAAAUUUAGAAGAAGCAGAAAAAAAAUUUAAAGAAAUUAGUGCAGCUUAUGAAGUUUUAUCAGAUCCACAAAAACGUUCUGUCUAUGAUUCACAUGGUAAAGAUGGCUUAAAUCGUACACAUGUAAAAACUUCUAAAUCAACAAGACCACCUAGUGGACGACGUCGACAUACAGCAUCAGGAACAUUUUUCACAGAUGAUAUAUUUGAUACGAGUGAUUUCUUUCCAUUCAAUGAUUUCGGUUUUACAUUUCGAGAUCCUGAAGAAGUGUUCCGUGAAUUUUUCAGUAAACAUGUAGAUAUGAUGAAUGCAUUUAUGGAUACAGCUGGUCUAUUUCGAUCACAUAGUCAUUUACAUGAUAUAUUUAAUAAUGAUCAUCAUUUCAAUGUAUUACCUAGUCGUCAUUUACAUCAUACAACUAGUUAUAAAUCAACUAAUGAACAUCAACCACGAUUUCAUCAUGUUGAACGUAUACGUAAAACAAGUUUACCACAAAAUGUACCAGUACGUAGUUUAUCUACAAAAACAUCAUAUAGUUUUAAUUUUGGUAGUUCUAGUCGUCCUGGUCAUCCACCAAUGAGAAAAGAAACAUUUCGAUCAACUUCAACUAAAAUUGAAAAUGGAAAAUGUGUCACAACACGUAAAAUAGUACAAGAUGGUAUAGAAACAAUUGAAAUAGAAGAAAAUGGUAUAUUAAAAAUGAAAACAAUCAAUGGUCAACCAGUUGCUAUUGCUAAUGGUUAA